Linum tenue is the source of this 862-nucleotide messenger RNA. Lineage: Eukaryota; Viridiplantae; Streptophyta; Magnoliopsida; Malpighiales; Linaceae. The record is from the annotation of a GenBank genome assembly.
AAAAGUCCAAAAUCUUUCUGUCUCUACAUAGUGAUCUGAUCUGUAAGGGAAUCCAAAAAUCCAACGACGCCUCCCGCUUUCCACCUCACUUCAAUUCUUCCCCUCUUCCUCUUCCUUUUUGGUUCAUAUGGCCGUUGCUUCUUCUGGGAAAGCCAAGCCCUUUUCUUCCUGCUACCAAAUACCAAUAAAUGCUUAGCAAUGGAGUCUCGAAUAAGGCUCGCCAUUCUUUGCUCCCACUUUCUCCCCUCUUCCGCUUCUCCUAUUGCUUCCUUCCAUCCUCAAACCCAAUUCGUAUCUCCUUGUAAUUCUUCUUCUUCUUCUUCUUCUGCUGCUAAUUUUAUUGCGAGCUCCGGCGGCGGAAAACAGGGGACCCAAGACUGUGUCUUUUGCUCUAUUGUUCGCGGCCAAUCUCCGGCGUUCAAACUUAACCCAUUGAGUCAUGGGUAAGGCAUUCGCUUAUUAUACCGAAGGUUCAUUUUUCUACCUUGGAGUCGACCCCUCCAUCUUUGGUGGCAGCAAUGUGUUCAAAGGCACCUUUUAUUGCGAAUGCUCUAAUGAAAGGUCAUUGGCUCUGGUAAUACCUUCCACACUUCUCAAUCACAGACCAAUUGCUAUAUACAUAUGUUGUUAUCUCCUCUACUCAUUCUCUUUUCGCGUCGUAACUGUUUUCGCUGAUUCAUUCAACUUACUAGUGAAUAACGGGGCAGCUGCAGGGCAAGUUAUAUACCAUAGUUUGCCAAGGUAUUCCGUAGUUUUCGACCAGGAAGCUUCCCGUCUUGUUUCGUCCAUCAGAGAACAGUUGAUGGACGUUUCAGGGGACUACAAGCAUCAGGAAUCUACGCCAUCUCGAUUCUCUCUCUGA